Molecule: messenger RNA, 1363 nt
Organism: Daktulosphaira vitifoliae (grape phylloxera)
Lineage: Eukaryota; Metazoa; Arthropoda; Insecta; Hemiptera; Phylloxeridae
Product: PXMP2/4 family protein 3
Exons: 6
Coding region: 379-957 (192 amino acids)
Cellular component (GO): membrane; cytoplasm
Source: RefSeq, a predicted model, not a curated record
UUAAAGAAUUUAAUAUAUAGGAAUUCCCACCAGAAGAAAUUGAUGAAUGUAAAGAUUGCAUUGAAGUAUUGACCUAACAGUAAUUUUCAAGUUCAUCUAAGUGGAUUUCUUUUUUAUCAAAUAGAUGAUUAGGUAUACAUUUUAUCGUUGACUGAUAGUAAUGAUAGUGAAUGGCGACGUCAAUUAUAGAAAGUUGAAAAUUGAAUAACGUUUUUAGUAAUUGUGUCACUAAUAUACAUAGAAUUAAAAAAAUUAUUUUUUCUAAGUAACAUAAAUCUUAAAUUUAUUGUAUUUUGUACUUCGAAAUUGAGCAGAUACGUUUAAGAUACUUGGCUAAAUUUAAAGUUGAAAAUUUGAACUCUUUAUUUAAAAAAUAUAAUGGCUUUUUCAAAACCUGGUGAAAUUUUGCAAAGUAUGGUAUUAACAUAUUUGGAACGUUUGCAUUCGAGACCUAUUCGUACUAAAUCAAUUACUAGUUGUAUUAUUGCUUCUCUGGGAAAUAUUACUCUACAAAAUAUAGCUGGUGCUAAAAUGAUUGAUCAAGACAGUGUAGUUGCAUUUGGUCUGUUUGGAUUAUUAUUUGGUGGACCUGUUCCACAUUUUUUUUAUGAAACAUUAGAAAGUACUUUUCCUGAUAAUUCUUCAAAAAUGGUAUUUUUGAAAUUUGGUAUUGAAAGAUUAAUAUUUACACCUUUUUACCAAUUUCUUUCAUUAUAUGUACUUUCAAGGUUUGAGGGAAAGUCACAUGAUGAUACAAUGAAACAAAUUUAUGCCAUAUAUUGGCCAAUAUUGAAAGCUAAUUGGCAGAUUGUAUCAGUCCUUCAAUUUUUCAAUAUGAAAUUUGUACCUCCUAUGUUACGUGUUUUAUUUCAUAAUAUGGUUGGUUUCUUUUGGGCAAUGUUCCUGACUUAUAAAAAAAGGACUGAUGAUUUUAGACGGGCAAAUAUGGUGAAAUAAAUCAUAUUUAAAGAUUACACCUCAACAUUUAAAAUGUUAUGUGAUGACAUACAUAUUUUAAUAUAUAUAUAUAUUUUUUAAUUAUAAUUGUAUGUUUGUACUAUCCAUUGGGAAUUAGCAGCUACUAAUAAUUAUUUGUAAUUUUAUAUUUAAUUAUUACAGGGAUUGUGUUAGGGUUUAAAUGAUGUUUAUAUUUAACAUACCAUAUUAAAUAUGAAAUAUUAGUGCUGCUCUGGAUUUAAUUAAAUAUUUUAUGGAAAAAAAUUGUUGAAUUGUUUAUUUACAGUAGAAGAACAAUUUUUGUAUUAUGAUUUUAUAGUUUUUGUACAAGCUCAUUAUUUAUUUAACAAAUUACACAAUUUAAUGAUGUUGUUUGUGCUAAAUAUAGAUGCAAUAGAGAAAAUAA